ACAAAUAUAAAUAGAUCAAUAAGUGUUCUGAAAUGUCCACUACCCGUUCACAGCUCAGCUCAACAGUGCACUCUUUCUGGAAGCCAGCGUCGCACAAGUUGAUGACGGAAAACUUACGCGACUCAGAGGAAGUCAGGAACUAACUUCGCCAACUUGCAGGCUUCUAGGUUAGCGCUGGCAAUGGGGGACAUGAAGACCCCAGAUUUUGAUGAUUUGCUGGCGGCUUUUGACAUUCCUGACAUUGAUGCAAAAGAUGCCAUUCAGUCUGAUCCGGAAGAGCAACGGGAUGAGGUGGGAACUAACAAAAAUGGGACUCCGUGCUUUCCUGGCUCGACAGCCCCUCAGACUGAGCUCCCUGUGGUUAGCGUCAUUGUGAAAAACAAGGUGCGGCCAGAAUCUUUUGAGGAGGAGGAGAAGUCUGUCAGGAAUGCGACAGACAAUCCUUUAAGCAGCGACUUGGUUUCUAAAGUUCCUUUAAAGUUGGAUCACGCUACAACUCAGCUUGGUCACCAAAUGACUGCCAAUGCCACCAUGGAACAAGAGGGCGCUAAUGGGUUGGUAAAGGCUGUCCCCAGCAAUCAGGAGCAGCCUUGCACAGACUCAUGGCCCCAUCCCUCACCUUUCAGAUCCACACUGAUUGAUAAUGAGGGUCAUAAAGAAGCCACGUCUGGAUCUAUUCAGCAUAAUCCUGAUGUCAUCAACAGUUUACGGCCCCUCCUCUAUCCACAGUCUUCGACUGCCACCGGUUCCACCUCAUCAUCACCUCCCUCUCCACCCUCAAUUAGCCCUCACAUUUCACCUCACUCCCCACAAAGCGAUAAAGCCAAUCCAUCAUCGCCCCCUUCAACACAAAAUGGGAGUGUUAAAAACAACAUCAAGCAUGUUUUAGAUACAGAUGAUGAUUCUGAGCCAGACUUCGGAAGUCCACUGGUGAUCCAGGAGAGUCCUGAAUCUCCGACUUCCCCCCAUCCCAAAUUAAUAAAAAGAGCAAAAUUGCAUUCUGACCUUAACAGGUCGUCUGAAGACACUUCCAGUUUUGAUCCUUGCAAUCUCUCGUUUACGUCGGCCCCAGCACAGCGUGAACCUCAACGUGAGGAGGAUAGGCAACCCACUGCUCCCAGCCUGCCCAUCUCAGCGCCACGGCUCCACAGCCCCUCUGCCGACACGAGCUCUGCAAGUGUUCAAGAGGAGAAAUAUCCAGAGCAUGUGGAUAAUGAGCCCAGUCCGACAGGUCCUGUGUUCAACAACAGAAACAGCAGCUCAGAUUUCACCUCAGCUCCAGCUUCAGAUCCCAAGGAGUUCCAUCACCAAAAGGAGCUCAUGGAAGUCGAGCGCAGUCACAAGGACCAGCCGGGGGACUCUGAAGAACUGGGUGAGAAGGCAGAUGGUGACGGGGACAAGUCAAAUGAGGAGAACUGCGAUGACACCAGGUCAGCCAGCGCUGCCGGGGCGAUCUCAUCUCCUAUCCGACCGCUCAAAGUGAAAAUCAAAAUGCCAACUGGCAGCAUCACAAGGACUGUGACCGGUGGGACAUAUAAAAGAGUGGGAAAAGCAAAGGAUGGGGAUAGCUCAAAACCCUCACCAGAGCUUCUUGACACGAGGCCCAAAAGGGAAUCGCAGCAAUCUGGGCUGCCUACGGGUGCCAGGACGGCCAAAGAGAAAACUUCUGCCGAGGCCAAGCCCAAAGUUUCUCCCACUGCAGUGAGCAUCACAAAAAGCGCAGCACUCCCUUCAGUUUCCUCCCCCAAGGGCGGCCCGGGCGCAGUCAACCUCCGCAGCCUGGGUCAAAAAACCCUCCACAGUGGCAUGAGCCUGCCAACACCUCUCCCCUUUUUCCCCCCUCAAACCAGCAGCAGGCCUGCUUCCAUAGUCAACAGCACCGGGGCGAUCAUUUCAAAGAGUCAGACCAACCUGGUAGAAACCUUCAACAAGAUCCUCAACAACAAGAACCUGCUGCCCAGUUACAAACCCGACCUGAGCUCCCCUCUUCCUGCUGAAUGGGGCAUUUCUCUCCCCUCACAGGGUUACCGCUGCCUGGAGUGUGGCGAUGCUUUUGCCCUGGAGCAGAGUUUGGCGCAGCACUACGACCGGCGCUCUCUGAGGAUCGAGGUGACCUGUAACCACUGUGCGAAGCGGCUGGCCUUCUUCAACAAGUGCAGCCUGCUCCUGCACGCCCGAGAGCACAAGGAGAAAGGCCUGAUCAUGCAGUGCUCACACCUGGUGAUGAAACCUGUCCCGGUGGAGCUGAUGAUCAGCCAGCAAGAGCCAGCAGCGGCAGGCCACAGCACUCAAAAGUCGGCAUCCCAGGCUCAUCCCACAGGAGCCGUGAAGAAAGAGGCAGAGGCAGUGCAGCACACGAGUACCAAAUGUCCCGAGUGUCAGGCCCAGUUCUGCAGCAAGGAGGAAGUGUCUGACCAUUUCCAGGAAACCAGCCCUGCUCACAGCACCUCGUGUACGGAGUGCUCUCCUCCCAUGCUCCUCCCCAACGGCUGCAGUGCGGCGGCGCAUCAGCGCCUCCACCAGGGCUGCCCCCCCCACGUGUGCCCGGAGUGCGGAGGCACGGCCAAACAGCCGCAGCUGGACAAACACAUGCGGAAGGCCUGCCUGCACUUUUCCCGCCGCAUCGGUUACAGAUGCUCCAGUUGCCUGGUGGUGUUCGGGGGCCUGAACUCCGUCAAGUCUCACAUCCAGCAGGCCCACUGCGACAUGUUCCACAAGUGCCCCAGCUGCCCCAUGGCCUUCAAAUCGGCCCCCAGCAUCCAGAGCCACAUCUCAGCUCAGCACCCGGCGCUCACCGAUGCACAGACCAUGCUGAUUUAUAAAUGUGUCAUGUGUGACACGGUUUUUACCCACAAGCCCCUGCUCUACGCGCACUUUGACACUCAUCUAAUCAAUCAGAAGGUGCAUGUGUUUAAAUGCCCCGAAUGCACCAAGCUCUUCUCUCAGAGGACUUCCCUGCUGGACCAUUUCAAGACCCACAAAACCAGCACAUCAAAGGAAGAUCUGCUUUCCCCCCCUGUGGCCACCAAGCGUUUACCUGUAAAGUUUGACAGCUCAGAAGGAGAAGAGCUGCUGGAUAAAACUAAAGAAGAGAAAGUAAAGGCCGAGAGGAUGAAGACCCCAUCCAAGUGGAAGUGUCUAUCAUGCAACACACAAUAUACAGAACGGGAGGACUACAUUGCUCAUAUGAGCCAGCAGCACAGCAAGGUCCAGCCUCCUACAGUCACAGAAGCCCCACAUCCAAACACACUCUGCUGCCAACGAAAAGCUGUAACCACGUGCCUGUUUUGUUACGUUGUGCAGAUUCUGAAGAAGUUUCCGUGCAACAAAUGUGAGAGUUCCUUCACCACCACCUCCAGUCUGAGGCGUCACAUCAGAGACAAGCACAAAGCCAUGAACCGAGGCUUCCGCUGCCAGUUUUGUUCAGAGAGCAAGAAAACGUUCAGCAGCAGAUCCAUGUUGGAGAGACACAUCCAGCUGCGGCACAGCCGGGGCAGCACCGGCCGGGACGCCCUGAGGGUGAGCGCCUCCCCGGGCCUUCAGUCUGACCGCCGGGCGUCCCUCCAGAGUGCCGUUAACCGUGGUUCUCUCUCCCUGUGGGCGCAGAGGGGGGAGGAGGCGGACAGCUCGUCGGAGCAGGACAGCAGCAGUCUGGGCGGGCGGCGCAGGCGGCGGGCGGCUGUGAAGGUGGAGCAGGAGGUGGAGCCCGUAGACGGAACGAGUCCGGCGAAGAGGCCCCGCCCCUCCUCAUCCUCGGCCGGCGCCCCGUGCCCUCUGCCGGAGGCCGGCUUCGUCUGCGCCCCCUGCGGCUUCACCACCGAGGACAAGCCCACCUUCCUGGAGCACAUCGGCCAGCACCGGCGGGGGGGCGCAGACGCCGGCGGCCCGCAGUGUCACCAGUGCGGCGCCUGCUUCGCUUCCGCCUCCUCCCUGUCCCGCCACCGCUUCAUCGCCCACAAGGUGAGAGACAGCUUCAGCAACAGCCCGCAGGCCCUCAGCGCGCACGCAGCGCCCUCCCCGGGGAACACCAAGAGCCUUGAGAAGAGGAGCUCUCUGAACGGCUCUGCACCGGCCUCACCCACCGGUCAGCCCUGCACAGGCCAGGGGAAAGAGGAGGAGGGGGCCCUGGCCUGUAAGGUGUGUGGCAAACACUUUGAAAGGGCAUCAGAUCUGAACACACACUUCAGAACUCACGGCAUGGCUUUCAUCAUCGCAAGGAACGCAGGAAAAAACGCUUAA
Molecule: messenger RNA, 4239 nt
Organism: Menidia menidia (Atlantic silverside)
Lineage: Eukaryota; Metazoa; Chordata; Actinopteri; Atheriniformes; Atherinopsidae
Source: the annotation of a GenBank genome assembly